Messenger RNA from Macadamia integrifolia, 1044 nucleotides. RefSeq lists its product as uncharacterized. Lineage: Eukaryota; Viridiplantae; Streptophyta; Magnoliopsida; Proteales; Proteaceae. The transcript is spliced from 2 exons. The record is from RefSeq and is a predicted model, not a curated record. The coding region runs from base 1 to 1044 and encodes 347 amino acids.
AUGAAAGAUGAGGCUAAGAAAUGGUUUUGGACUGCAGAGGGAAUGACUCCAUUUUUUUUGGACUCGUUUGUGGUUACUCUCGGUACUCGGUUUGCCAUGAAGGAUUUGGGUUCCUUACAUUAUUUUCUGGGAGUUGAGGUCACUUCCACCUCUACAAGGUUGUUUCUUUCCCAGUCCAAGUAUGCCCAAGAUAUCUUGCGGCGUGCUUAUAUGGCUGAUAUAAAAUCAACAUCAACCCCUAUGGUGCUUCAACCCGAUAUGACUGAUACUGCGCCUUUCUCUGAUAUUACUCUGUUUCGGAGCAUUGUUGGUGCCUUACAGUAUCUUACCAUGACUAGGCCUAAUCUCUCUUAUGUCGUGAACUCUGUGUGUCAGUAUAUGCACGCUCCAACUGUUGCCCAUUUUGGUAUGGUUAAACGAAUUCUUCGUUAUGUCUGUGGUACUUUAGAUGUUGGGCUACGGAUUCUACGUGAUAGCUCUCUUGAUUUGUUUGCCUUUUCUGACUCUAAUUGGGUUGGGUGUCCUGUUACCCGUCGUUCAACUAUGAAUUUUUGUACCUUUCUUGGAGCUAAUUGUAUUUCUUGGAGUGCUAAGAAGCAGCCUACUGUUGCAAGGUCGAGCACUGAGGCGGAGUAUCAGGCCAUGGCCUCUACAACAGCAGAGUUGACUUGGUUGUCUUUUCUCCUUCAUGAUCUUGGUGUCUCUCAACCGUGGCCUGCCGUACUGUUUUGUGAUAACCUGAGUGCCCUUCGCAUGAUGGUUAACCCUGUCUUUCUUGCUCAUACAAAACAUAUGGAGAUCGACUAUCACUUCGUUCGUGAGAAGGUCGCUCUCGGUUCUCUGAUCACUCGUUUUGUUCCAUCCUCUCAGCAAUUGGCUGAUGCCUUUACUAAGCCGUUAGCUCACCGAGCGUUUCAUGGCAUCUGUGUCAAACUUGGUCUGUGCCUUCAUCCCCAGUCUAGUUUGAGGGGGGAUAUUAGACCACUCUCUAAAUCUGAACAAUCAUCUCAUGACCAACAGCCACGUGGGCAAGGUGUCACGUAG